Messenger RNA from Opisthocomus hoazin, 564 nucleotides. NCBI's taxonomy places the organism in Eukaryota, Metazoa, Chordata, Aves, Opisthocomiformes, Opisthocomidae. The record is from RefSeq and is a predicted model, not a curated record.
AUGGCCUCCAGUCGGCAAGCCAAAAUCGAAAGAUACAAGCAGAAGAAGGAACUGGAGAACAGGCUGGCCUCUAUGAAAACCUUUGUGGAGAGCGGGCAGGCGGAUGAGGAUCAGAUACGGGAAUUUUACAUACUACAAAUCCAGAAAUGGAUCAACACCAGCCUGGAGGAAAUUGAGAGCAUCGACCAAGAAGUGGUCAUCCUGAGGAGCAGAGGUGCAGCGAAACAGUCUUCAGCACCGCCGCACGGUACCUCUCGGCAAGCCAGGGCUCCGCUGAAACCUUUCAUUCUCACCCGGGAUGCUGCUCAGGCUAAGGUGUUUGGAGCCGGGUACCCCGGCCUGCCCACGAUGACCGUGGAUGACUGGUACGAGCAGCGCAGAAGGCAAGGAGUCGCGUCCGGUCCGAGCGCACCAGCAGGUAUAACCGAUGAAGAGUCCCAGAAGCAGCAGCAGGAGAAAAAAGAGGAGGAGGACAACGAGGAAGCUCUUCAGAAAGCUCGGGACUGGGAUGACUGGAAAGAUACACACCCAAGGGGCUACGGCAACCGGCAGAACAUGGGCUGA